Polyodon spathula (Mississippi paddlefish) is the source of this 2829-nucleotide messenger RNA. Its product is annotated as dynein heavy chain 12, axonemal-like. The transcript has 10 exons. Lineage: Eukaryota; Metazoa; Chordata; Actinopteri; Acipenseriformes; Polyodontidae. Gene Ontology annotation, molecular function: protein binding. Gene Ontology annotation, biological process: intracellular signal transduction. The record is from RefSeq and is a predicted model, not a curated record. The coding region runs from base 179 to 1939 and encodes 586 amino acids. Gene Ontology annotation, cellular component: cytoplasm.
UAUUAAUAGCUGAGGGGAGAGAAAGUGAGAUAGCCUACAUCUGCCAGAGAAAAUAGAAACACCACUAUAACUCAGCAAUACAGUCCCAGAGAGCAAGAAAUUCCACCUUGCUCAAGCUUGUGCAGAGACUGAUGUGACUUUAUCCCUCACUGCCUGGACUUAGCGAUGAGGGUCUGACAUGGAGCCAACUGCAUCAGGGGAUGAGUGGGACGAUGACAUCGUCAACCAGUACAGCAUUGAGGAGAGCCUGCAGGAGCUGCACAAGAGAGGAGGCUACCAGCCAGCUGUGAAAGAGGAGGGAAAGGGGGAGAGUCCUACAGACUAUGAGAGGGUCAUCGCAGCUAUAAAGGCAGGUGACGAGGACGGCCUGCUCAAGCUGACAGUUCACCGUCACGCAUUUCAGGAAGCGGACGAGCAUGGCUGGCUGCCGAUCCAUGAGGCUGCAGCCCAGAGCAACACCAACAUCUUAAAACUCACCUUCCAAGCCUCCUCCCCUAGUGUGUGCAAUCUGAUGACCCUGCGGGGAGAGACCCCCCUGUUCCUGGCUGUGGACCGCGGCCUGAGAGACAGCGCCACCUUCCUGCUGCUUAAUAACUGCAGCCCCAACACCAAGAACGAGGAGGAGGACUCUCCCAUAGUGGCAGCUGUAAAGAACGGCUCCUGUGAGCUGCUCUCUCUGCUAAUCCGCUUCGGCGCUGAUGUGAACCAGCAGGGGGCACACCGGCGCACAGUGCUGCACGAGGCAGCUCGGCUGGGCCGCAAGGACGCCGUGGACCUGCUCCUCCGUUGUGGAGCCGACCCAGACCCCCGCAGCAGUUACGGGCUCACCCCCUUGGCACUGGCGGCACAGUGUGGGCACACAGACAUUGUCCAAGCGCUGUUGCAGAAAGGAGUCUCUGUUGAGUCCCAGGCUCUGGACUCUGCUUCCAUCCUGUUUGAAGCAGCUGCCUCGGGGAACCCCGACACCAUCGCUCUGCUGCUGGAGUACGGAGCCGACGCUAACGUGCCCAAAUACUCGGGACACCUGCCCAUUCACCGCGUGGCAUAUCGAGGGCACCUGCUUGCGCUGAAGCUGCUGAUCCCGGUGACCGAGCGCUCGGCAGUGAAGGAGAGCGGCAUGAGCCCCCUGCACUCUGCAGCUGCGGGGGGGCACCCGCAGUGCCUGGCCCUCCUCCUGCAGGCCGGCUACGACGUCAACGUCAUGCUGGACCCCCACGUGCGCCGCGGCUACGAUGACCUCAGGAAGUCCGCUCUGUACUUCGCUGUGUCCAACGGGGACCUGGCCUGCACGCAGCUGCUGCUGGAGGCCGGCGCGCUGCCCAACCAGGACCCCAUCAACAGCCUACAGGUGGCGCUGCACCAGGGCAACCACUCACUCAUCAGCCUGCUGCUGCGCCACGGGGCCAAUGUGAACUACUACUGCCGUGUGAACACCACACACUUCCCCUCCGCUCUGCAAUACGCACUGAAGGACGAGGCUGUGCUCAGGAUGCUGCUGGGAUACGGAUACGACGUGCAGCGCUGCUUCCACUGCCCGUACGGGGACCAGGCUCACCUGCCAGCAGACUACGAAGGCUGGAGCUCCGCCGUCAUCAAGGACACCAUGUUCUGUGAAGUGAUCACACUGAACUGCCUGAAGGAUAUCUCGGGGAAGGUUGUGCGGAUCAUGCUGGAUUACGUCGAUCAUGUUCCAUUCUGCUCCAAACUCAAAGCUGUUCUGAUUCAACAGAAACAGUGGCCAGAGAUCCAACAGAUACAGCAGAACCCACGCUGUCUGAAGCACCUCUGUCGUCUGCAGAUCCGCGGCUGUCUGGGUCGACUCCGCCUGCGCGCUCCGGUCUUCUUAACCUUCCUGCCACUUCCUAACAGGCUGAAAGACUUCCUCCUGUACCGGGAGUACGAUGUGAGGAGAGAAGGCCCCCUGCAGGGCUCCGGCUGACAGGACAGGACAUCGCUUCAUUGUCACACUCCACUUUACAAAGCUGCAGCUGCACGUCGCUUCAUUGUCACACUCCACUUUACAAAGCUGCAGCUUCACCUCUUCUCUUUUUUUGCACUGUCUGGCACUCCCCUGGAUUUGUCUUGCAUCUGCAGUUUCUGAAACUGUAGUCAAAUCCUGAUGGUUUAUAAUACAGUCAGGGCCUUAGUGUAAUAUAGUAUUUCACUGGAAUGUGUUUUAAAAAGUGCUAAUAAUUAUAUUCCAUGUUUCUAGGUAAACAUCAGGGGUAAUAUUAGGGGACAGAUGGAAAAUCAGUUCUACAUUAAAAUCAUUUCUUAUGUGGUAUAAAUAUGAAGAAUUAGGCCAUCCUAAAAACAAACAGAAAAUGUACUGUGCGUCGAGAUCUUUUGUUUCACAAAGUUUUUGUUAAAAAUUCCUACAAGUUUUGGUUUUGUGGAUGAGGAAAAAAGUUAUAAGAAAUAGAUGUCUACAAUUAUUUAUUUCAGUAAUGUUUUUUGCAGAACUCCAAAUUAAGACAUGCUUUUAACUACCUUAAUGACUGUGUGUAACACAUGCUUUGUAACUACUUUUGCUACUUGGAAUGUUUUAUAUUUUAAAACACUGUAUGCUAUUAAGCUUAUUAAACUUGUAUUUUUCAGAAGCUAGAACAAUUGCAUUUUGUAAAAUAGUCCAGUCAUUCUGCAUGAAGCACAGCCAUGGCCUCACAGCCCUGGCUCGUGUGCCUCACAGGAUAUUUGCACCCCAUCUAGAGUCACGGUAAUAAUUCAGUAACUGAGCCUUUUCUUGGAGAACAACAUCUUUUUAAAUGUAAUUUUAUUCAGUGCUCAAUUAUUUUACCCCCAACCGCAGCAAUUCCCCACAUAGCUCAA